This is a messenger RNA of Salvelinus fontinalis (brook trout), 1153 nucleotides long. Its product is annotated as apolipoprotein A-IV-like. The transcript has 4 exons. Bases 95 to 862 code for a protein of 255 amino acids. The record is from RefSeq and is a predicted model, not a curated record. Gene Ontology annotation, molecular function: phospholipid binding; cholesterol binding; phosphatidylcholine-sterol O-acyltransferase activator activity. Gene Ontology annotation, biological process: cholesterol biosynthetic process; triglyceride homeostasis; lipoprotein metabolic process. Gene Ontology annotation, cellular component: extracellular region; chylomicron; blood microparticle. Lineage: Eukaryota; Metazoa; Chordata; Actinopteri; Salmoniformes; Salmonidae.
UACAGGUCAGGACACGGCUGAAACUAGUCACUGCAGACUGGACUCAGAGAUACACCAACACACUCAUACACAAAGACGAAUCUGAUUGAGAGUCAUGAAGGUCCUUGUGGUGCUCGCUCUGGCUGUAUUCACUGGCUGCCACGCUAACCUGUUCUACGCUGAUGAGCCUAAGCCACAGCUGGAGCAGCUGACAGAUGCCUUCUGGGACUAUGUCGCCAAGGCAACGCAAACGGCCGACGACACCGUCCAGAUGAUCAGGAAGUCUCAACUGGGACAGGAUGUCAAUGACCGCAUCACAGAGAGUGCUGAUGUGGCCAGCCAAUACGCAGUCUCCCUUCAGGAGCAGCUUCCUCCUGCAGCCAAGGACCUGAUGACCAAGAUUACACAGGAGGCUGAGGUGCUGAGAGAGCGUCUGGAGCAGGACCUGGGCAGCGUCAAGGGGAAACUGGAGCCAUACGCAGAGGAGAUCAAGACACAAGUCCAGCAGAGAGUGGAGCAGCUGAAACAGGAUCUGGCCCCCUAUGCAGAGUCCCUGGACUCUGAGGCCCUGAGGGCCACCCUGCUCCAGAAGAGUGAGGAGCUGAAGGGGAGUCUGGAGCAGAGUGUGAAGGAGAUGCAGUCCCAGCUGGGUCCCUACACAGAUGAGCUGAAGCAGAAAGUGGACCUGCGCCUUCAGGACUUCCAGAAGAGUAUGGCCCCCCUGGCCGAGAACCUCCAGAGCCAGCUGACCACCAGAGCUCAGAUGGUGCAGAAGAGCCUGGCCCCCUAUGCUGAGGACCUGAAGGACAAGCUGGACCCCUACGCCCAGGACCUGAAGGCCCAGCUCACCGCCCUCUACCAGGCCUUCACCAACACCAACUAAAUCACAAACCCUUUCCUCCAACUGACUACUCUUUCCCUUUUGACGACUGUAUUCUCCCUUCAAAGCCUUAGAACAUGCCACCAUGGUCAAUAGAAUGAGGGAGAGUUUACAAAGAUGAACUUGGUAAUGCAGAUGAGGUCCAUUCUAAAUUUUGUAUGAACUGAAUUGGCUCUGAUGAGUCAAUGACAUCUUUGUAUUUUGUUUGUUUGUUAUCUGAAGGUUGCUCAGUGACUGUGCCAUAUUGGUGUUGUAUUCUUAAUUUAUAGAAAUAAAAAGCAAAACUAAACAUAA